Molecule: messenger RNA, 832 nt
Organism: Gossypium raimondii (Peruvian cotton)
Lineage: Eukaryota; Viridiplantae; Streptophyta; Magnoliopsida; Malvales; Malvaceae
Product: protein transport protein Sec61 subunit beta
Exons: 1
Coding region: 145-615 (156 amino acids)
Biological process (GO): intracellular protein transport
Cellular component (GO): Sec61 translocon complex
Source: RefSeq, a predicted model, not a curated record
CAAACUAUCAAUGUCCAAAUCAAGGACCAAAGUGAGAAAAACGUAUACUUCAAGGACUAAAGUGUGCAUUAAAGCCUAUUUACAUACUAUUAUUGCCCAAAUCAACGUCAAACCGUUGACUAAUUAUCUAAGAGAAAAAAAAAAAUGCUGAUCGUCCAAAAUAUUACUAUUUUACCCUCCACAUUUCACUCUUCUCCCCCACCUCUCUCUCUCGCAGAAAUUAAAGGAAGAAAAAUACUCACACACACACACACACAAAAAAAGAAAUCACAUUAUUCUCCCAAAACCAUGGCAAGAGGUUCCUCCCAGUCGCAAAACACCGCUUCCUCCACCACCACCCGUCCCGGCGUCAUGGCUCCUCGCGGUUCCGCUGCCGCGACGGCCGGAAUGCGUCGUCGCAGGGUUACGGGAGGCGCUGCUGCCACCUCCGAAUUGACCACCGUCGGCUCCGGAUCGAGCAACAUGCUCCGGUUCUACACAGACGAUGCUCCGGGCUUGAAGAUCUCCCCUACCGUUGUUCUUGUCAUGAGUUUUUGCUUCAUUGCCUUCGUCGUUGCUCUCCACGCUUUUGGCAAGAUCUAUCGCGCCAAAGCUGGAGCCGGAGCUGGACCGUGAAUCAUGACCAGAACGCGGUCUCUUUUUUUUUUUCGGAUCUAUGAGCUGUUCUUGAAUCGGUAACUGAAUAACAAUCGAUUUGGUUUUAACUUUUUGAUACUGUAAAUGAUGGAUGGGUGGCAAGCUUGUAAUUAACUAAUGGUGUUUGAUCCUGUUAUUUUUCAUACCUUCUGUUUUUUUCCCGAGAAAGUGAAUUUAUUUUCUUUCAUUUUGUACA